AUGUAUUUCAACACCCUCGCGUGCGUGGCCCUCGUCGGCGGCCUUGCCCUCGAGGCCGCCGCCGGUCCGGUUCCGGCCCCGGACGUCGGCAUUGAAAUCGGUAACCAGGUGCACGCCGUGCUGGACACCCGUGCCGUGGCUCACCACGACGCCCAUGAUACCAAACACCGCAGCCGCAACUCCGCAGCCCACGCCGAGGCUCACGCAGCCCAUAACGCGCAUGCCCACAAGCACAAUACACGAGCCCACUUCAAGGACCUGCCCGGCGGCGUCUUCCACCCGACCAACAAGGGCGCCGAGCCAAUAUCGUCCUCAACAGUCAAAAGCUUCCGCCGCAUGAUCCCGGACACGCAUACCCUGCACGAGCGCCAGCCCAAGACCUGGGCCCGCCGCUGGGAGCGCACCGAGCGUGCCCCUGCAGACGCCCUGCUGCCCAUGCGGAUCGGUCUCAAGCAGCGGAACGUCGACGAUGGCAGCGCCCACGCGCGGCUGAUGGCCAUUGCCGACCCGUCCUCGGCGAGCUACGGAAAGCACAUGUCCUCCAAGGAGGUGGUCGACUUUUUCGCGCCCGAGCGUGCCACCGUCGACGCUGUUGUCGGGUGGUUGACGUCGGCCGGUAUCCACAUUGACCGUAUCACGCAGUCGGCCAACAAGCAGUGGAUCCAGUUUGAUGCCACAGUGGCCGAGGCCGAGGAACUCCUGCUGGCCGAGUACCACGUCUACGAGCACGGCGAGACGCGGACCCGCGAUGUCGCGGCUGAGCACUACCACUUGCCGCGGUCUGUGCAGGAGCACGUUGACUACGUGAUCCCUGGCAUCCGGCUGCGGCAUGAUGUGGAGACGGCACGCAAGCAGCGUCGGCGCCGGGACCUGGACACGGGACUGGUGGACCGUCGUCGCCGGACCAAGGCCAUGCACACCGAUCCGACGUACCUCAACAGCGGUGUGUCGGCCAACAAGGACUCCGGCGGCCCAACCAUGGGGACCGAUUUCACGCUGAACAAGCCGCCGCCGAUGAACAGCAGCAACUGCUACGAAUACGUGACGCCUAACUGCAUUCGGACCCAGUACGGCAUACCCAAAGGUACCACGGCCAGGCCGGGCAACGAACUCGGCAUCUUCGAGGGCCUCAACCAGCACUACAGCAAGUCAGAUCUCGACGACUAUUUUGAGGUCGUCUCACCAAACAUUCCCCAGGGCACGUACCCGAUUCCACGCCUCAUUGACGGCGCAACGGCCGACACCCAGCCUGACACUGCUGGCGGCGAAGCCGAGCUCGACUUCCAGGCCGCCAUGCCGCUGAUCUACCCGCAGCAGGCGGUCCUCUUCCAGGUCGACGAUGAGCGCAUCCAGUCCAACAUGACCAUGGGUAACACCCCGUACCUUGGUUUCUGGAACACGUUCUUCGACGCCAUCGACGGCUCGUAUUGCACGUUCAGCGCUUUUGGUGAGACGGGCAACUGCGUUAAGCCCGAGUGCAUGGACCCGUCGUACCCGGAUACCGCUCCCGGCGGCUACAACGGCACUCUGCAGUGCGGUGUCUACGAGCCCACCAACGUGAUCAGCAUCAGCUACGGCGGUGGCGAGGCCGACCUUCCGGCAUACUACUGGAAGAGACAGUGCACCGAGAUCCUCAAGCUGGGUCUGCAGGGCGUGACGGUUGUCAUCUCGUCGGGUGACGAUGGCGUGGCCUCGGGCGCGUACGACGGAGGCAACUACGAUGGCUGUGGCGGCGUUGGCCAGAUCUUUUACCCCGCGAGCGAAGCGACCUGCCCCUACGUACUGGCCGUCGGCGGCACCGAGUUUGACUUGGCCGAGCCGUUGACGCCACCCAGCAGCAACAGCACCGGAAACUACACGGCGCCCUCUGGCACGUCGUCGUCACAUGUGCCCAAGCUGACAGAGCGGGCCACGUCGCGCUUCGGCUCGGGUGGUGGCUUCAGCAACUACUUCCCGCAGCCGUCGUACCAGGCGUUCUCUGUGGCCAAGUAUUUCAGCCAGGUGGACCUGAGCUUCACGGGUUACUAUGAUAUGGGCAACGGCAACUUUAGCGGAGCUGGCGACGGUGUCUACCACAUUGGCGGCCGCGGCUUCCCCGAUGUGUCGGCCAUUGGUGACCACUACGUGACGGUGCUCAAUGGUGCGUGGGCCACGAUUGGCGGCACAUCCUUGGCGGCGCCCGUGUGGGCAUCGGUGUUGACUCUGGUCAACGAAGAGCGGCUGGGCCAGGGCAAGUCGACGGUGGGAUUUGUCAACCCCGUGCUGUACCAGCACCCGGAGGUGUUCAACGACAUUACCUCAGGGUCGAACCCGGGCUGCGGCACCGACGGCUUCCCGGCGGCAGAGGGCUGGGACCCAGUGACGGGCCUGGGAUCGCCCGACUACCCGAAGCUACUGGCCCUCUUCAAGGACCUGCCUUAG
This is a messenger RNA of Sporothrix brasiliensis 5110, 2421 nucleotides long. RefSeq names its product alkaline serine protease. The record is from RefSeq and is a predicted model, not a curated record. Gene Ontology annotation, molecular function: serine-type endopeptidase activity; tripeptidyl-peptidase activity. Bases 1 to 2421 code for a protein of 806 amino acids. Gene Ontology annotation, biological process: proteolysis. The transcript has 3 exons. NCBI's taxonomy places the organism in Eukaryota, Fungi, Ascomycota, Sordariomycetes, Ophiostomatales, Ophiostomataceae.